AUGACCCAAACCGCCCUUUUACCACGUGAAUCCGGUGAAUAUAUUGUAAAGAAUGCCAAAUAUAUACGAGUGGUGGACAGUGGAAUUGAGAAACUGACACAGGAGAUUAUCAAAGGCAUACAGGACAAAGUGAUUGAUGUCAAUAAUUUCUCACAACACGAUUUGCAUCCAAAGCCCACAGAUGCACAUGCCGUCGAGUGGAUAUUUGUGGUGGAUACCUUGAACUUUUGUUUUUGGACACCAACCGAUUACACGAAAUACAAAGUAGAUGGUUAUACCGGCUACUUUGCUCUAUGUGCUGCCAUUAAUCGUGCCAUGAAAGAUGGUCUGGACAUAACCAAUCCUGAAUAUUAUAGUAAAAUCGAUUUGGAAACUGUAAAGAGUAUCUUUCGUUCAGAUGAUGGCCAGACAAUGGUCCCUCUGCUGGAACAACGUCUGAAAUGUUUUCAUGAAGUGGGUCAGCGUUUGCUGGAAAAAUGGCAGGGGAAAUUUAAAAAUGUUAUACAGGCGGCAAAUGGCUCUGCAUUGGAACUUUUAAAAGUAGUAGUACAAGAAUUUCCUUGCUUCAGGGAUGAAGCUGAUUUUGCCGGCAAACGAGUAUCGUUGUAUAAAAGAGCACAAAUCCUAGUUGGUGAUGUAUGGGCAUGUUUCCGUGGUGAAGGUCUUGGCGCAUUCCGCGAUUUAUAUCAUAUAACAAUGUUUGCCGAUUAUAGAGUACCACAGGUGUUGGUACAUUUCGGUUCAUUGGAAUACACCGACGAAUUAAUGGAGAUUUUAAAAUCGGAUAAAAUCUUAGAAAAUGGGGAUCCCAUGGAAGUGGAAAUACGUGGUGCCUCCAUACAUAUUGUGGAAAAAGUUAAAGAUCGUGUAUUGGAGGAAUUGGCGCAGAAGUAUCCUGAAAUAUCUAAGGAUAAUGUUAAUUCCAUAUUAAUUGAUCACUUUUUGUGGGACUAUCGUCGACGCUAUGCCAAAGAAUUAGAAUAUAUACCAUUCCAUAAAGUAUUAAGUGUUUAUUAUUGA
This is a messenger RNA of Musca vetustissima, 1020 nucleotides long. RefSeq names its product queuosine 5'-phosphate N-glycosylase/hydrolase-like. The record is from RefSeq and is a predicted model, not a curated record. Lineage: Eukaryota; Metazoa; Arthropoda; Insecta; Diptera; Muscidae. The transcript is spliced from 2 exons. The coding region runs from base 1 to 1020 and encodes 339 amino acids.